CUCCAAAUCCCACGGCAGCGCCACACGAGGGAUCUUCAGCUGUCAUCUCGCCUCUCAUCGCCCCUGGUCGCGUGGAAGUAUUGGGGCAGCUCUGACUCGCGAGUGGGUGUGGGCGGGCCGCUCGCCACAUUGGGCUGGCUGGGCGGCCGAUCGAAGGGCAUCGCUGACGCGCUCUCCGUCUCGUAAUACAACGGGGCCACCUCACUGAACAAAUGAGAGGACGGACAACACGACAAUGGGAGAUGUGCAGAGGGUGUGUGUGGACUGAGGUGUGGGUUACAAGCUGACCGCUCUUGGCGCUUGAUGAAGUUAUCCGUCACCCAAUACUGCAGACAGACAGACACAGACACAGAGAGAGAGAGGGCUGGGUCGGUGAUCGCCCCUCUGACCUCUGCCAUUUUGUGCCGUUUGCCUGGAAUGCGUUCAUAAUGAGUGGCGUCAGCACCAUCACCACCACGAGCUUCCCCUUGGGCAGCCCAUCCAGCGGAGAUAACAACGUGUCGGCCAGCCAACCUGAUCAUCACACAGACACACACUCGUCAGCCGACCAAGAUGCAGUGGCCGCCGUCCCUCUAACCGAGCGGUGCGCUGGCGGCGAGCAUGAGCAUCAGCAUGAGCAUCUUCAUGGCGACAACAAUCGCCUCCCACAGCCCCAGCUGACGCAGCCACUUGCGCCAGUCGACGGACGACAGCAGCGACGGCCCGCCGCCCUCCCCCCGCGCCUCCCCGCCGACCAGCCCCCUCCUCGGCGACAGUGAGUGCUCGUCGGGGGCCGCCCUGCCGUGAACAAAGAGAUCGGACGGCACAUCCUGACGCACGUAAUUCCCAAACUCCUGUGGCAAACACACACACACACGCACUGGUUAGGAAGUGCUGUGUGUGCUGCCCGCUCGUGUGUGAGUUACUCUGUCGCCCGAGAGGUGGAGGAGUUUCCUGGCCUGCUGCAGCAGCAGAUAGGUGACCAACACACCCAAUGUCGUGUCGACCAUUAUGUUCACCCAAUACCUGCAGCACACAACCACAGCCACAGAGGCCACUGAUGCCUCUCUCUCUCUCCGUGUGAUGUCCGCUGUCAGUCCGGCCGCCCACCAGUUGCAGGGGUCAUGGUGUGGCUGCCGCGCCAGGCCGGACAGACCCUCAGCAAACAACAGAUUCACUGCACACAGGACAACAAAGGCGCUCACUGAUUGGAGAUGUCACCACACACAGCCGUCUGUCCACUUACAGAGAUGGAGAGUGAGUGCGCCGGCCGCCUGUUUGCUCGAGUCGAGGCCGAAGACCAGCCAGCUGCGCUUCACACGCUCCUGCACACAACAGCAGCACAGCCCACAGAUCAGAGGCCAAUGUGCGAUGGCGUGUGGACGACUGUGCUGACCCGCUGCCUCUUGAUGAUGAGCGAUGAGAAUGAGAUGAGGCCCAGCAGCCCCUGCACCCACCACCCAAAGCUGCCGAACCGACCCAGCAGCUCACACCGCUCCGAAGUGGCCAUGCUGCACUCAAACCGAUAGAUCUUUCAAUCCAUC
Molecule: messenger RNA, 1523 nt
Organism: Vitrella brassicaformis
Lineage: Eukaryota; Vitrellaceae
Source: the annotation of a GenBank genome assembly